AUGAACUCUGAAGUGGGGGUUCAUGAGAAGCGCAGCCUGCGGGAUACAGUCAUUGGGUGUGUCUUCGUCAUUGUGUGGGUCCUCACCGCCGUCGGCUGCUUCUCCCGUAUUCAUAUUCUCGUCGAGGACCGUCAUCACCCUUUAGCUUCUCCACUUGUUGCGAUGAAAGUUACUAUUAUGGUGUUGCUUGGCCUCUGGGCCGCUGGCUGCGCCGCCCUCGGUCAGUUGGGACUCUUCGCCCCCGCAGAGGAAUGGCGAUUAGUUCCUGAGUUUGUGUUUAACGUCGUUAUUGUGCAGUUCGUGCGGCCAGCGGCGGUCGUGUUAUUUUGCGUUGUGGUGUCCACACCAGCGGCAGCACCAUCAUCGACAUCCGUUACGGUUGAACAGGCGGCACCCCGUAAUAAUAAUAGUAAUAGUCGAGUUGAGAGGCAGAUAAAGGAAUCAUCAAGAGGUAUGGGUUCUCGCAGAAGUAAGAAGAAAGAAAUGGUGGAAAUGGUUAAAAAUGUAGAAGUUACACAUAGCAAUGAUAGGUUUCACAUACCUUAUUUACAACAACGUGAAGGGAUAUCUAAUUUUGACAAUGAUUUCGUAAGAGAUGAAGAUAUGUACUCUGCUUUAGGGGAAGUAGAAGAUGUGCGUUCAAACCCCAGGCAAAAUAAUUCCAGAGAACGGGGAAAUGGUGGAAAGUUCUACAAUAAGCAAUCCCCAAAUAUGUUAAAUGUUGGAAAUGGGUAUACCGUAACUCGGAAUAAUAGUACUCCUGGUAAAGGUAUACCUCAGCCACUCUUUGGUGCUACUGUACCGGAAAGUUAUUCCGUCCUUGAUAGUGAAUGUCGUAGUAACUGUCAAGCAGCAUUAGAAUGGGAUGAAGGUCUAACCGGAAGAGAUUUUUUAGGUGGUCGAGAGAUGUAUAAUAAUAGUUAUAGCAAUGCAUAUGAUGUUGCAACUAUACCAAAGGCCAAUUGGGAGGGAGAACAUGAUGUUAGCCGCAGUUAUAGCAGUGGAAGUUGUGCUAGUAGUGGAUUUGGUGGUAGUGGUAGUGGAUAUAUGGAUGCGGAGGGUAUUGGUACUACUAUUGUUGUUGCUGCUCCUGCUGCUGCUGCUGCUACUACUACUACUCCUACUCCUUUCUUAGGUGGAAGUUCCGCCUCCAAUAGCACUAGAACCAAUAGAAGUAGCCGAGAUCGUGGAAGAUGUAUGAGCUGUGUUUCUUCAUUGAUACAUUGGAUUAUUGGACGAAUCCCAUCAGAUGAUGCUGCUUAUACAGAUUCAAAUGCUAUGACUCGUUGGUCACGUCUUUUUGGUUGGCGUGUGGCCUUGCGAUUAAGGCUAUUUAUACCAUUUGUGUUUCUUUUCGUAGUGUUAAGUAUCUAUUGUGUGAUAAGUGCUGCCCGUGGGGAUGUGGUUCACUGUAUUGAACGACUUUCAGAGAUGUCGGUAUGUAAAAUGCCUGGAAUACAAUCUAUAUCGGAUCGAUUAUAUCUCCCACGUACAUUAACCAUUCUUGCCACUGUGAGUAAUUCCCUAUUGCUUCUAGUAUGGACUGUAAGUGGGGUAGAGUGCCUUGGUCGAAUUGGAAAUGUAUUAACAAAGCAAAGUUUUCUACGAACCUUCUUUAUUGGAGCAUUGCUUUUAUCAUCCCUGACAAUGUAUGAAGUUUUACAACUCUUUGAUGAACUUCGAUACAAUGGACUGUUGACACUGGUAAUACGAAUAUUAAAGAACAUCUGUGAAAAUGUUUUGGUGAUACUUCUCAUGUUGCGUUUGGGAAGUGGUAGUGGAAAGAUGCCCCGAUGGUACUCUCUCGUUGGUUCUGUUCUCUACGCUGAUUAG
Molecule: messenger RNA, 1833 nt
Organism: Trypanosoma theileri
Lineage: Eukaryota; Euglenozoa; Kinetoplastea; Trypanosomatida; Trypanosomatidae
Exons: 1
Coding region: 1-1833 (610 amino acids)
Source: RefSeq, a predicted model, not a curated record